AUGUGUUACUUUAUCCUGCGUUUUAUCUUGGUCAUUCUGAUGUGUAUCGCUAUCUAUGCCAUGACGCUUAUUUAUUCAUUAGAUAUCAAUAUUACAGAUGCCUUUGGAAAGUUCGGAUUAAAUGGAUGGUAUCAUUGGACCGUAGAAGAACAAUGGGCAGUUACCUAUGCACAAAACUUUAUGUUGAUCUCCUUUGUUUGGUACCUUGCAUGCAUAUCUCCUUCUUUCCUUCAUAGAACAUGUUCUCUUAUUGAAUUUGUGCCCUUUAGAAACCGAGUUUGGGUGGGUGCAUUUUUCUUGACGGUGAUUUUGCAAUUUUGUUUCUGUGCUGUUUCACUGGCUCAUGGACCCUUUGAGUUUUCAAAGAUUCCUUGGUUUGUUUACUUUUUAGGCUUUGCUUGGCCCAUUGUAUUGAUACCUGUACAAGAACUCGUAAAAAUGCACGAUAACAAGGAAUUCACAAGAUUUCAAAAGAGAUCUAAACUUGAAUUCAGCACAAAGCUUGGUAUGCAUUCGCCAUUGUAA
Molecule: messenger RNA, 525 nt
Organism: Mucor mucedo
Lineage: Eukaryota; Fungi; Mucoromycota; Mucoromycetes; Mucorales; Mucoraceae
Exons: 4
Coding region: 1-525 (174 amino acids)
Source: RefSeq, a predicted model, not a curated record